Centruroides sculpturatus (bark scorpion) is the source of this 1823-nucleotide messenger RNA. Its product is annotated as protein LCHN-like. The coding region runs from base 167 to 1429 and encodes 420 amino acids. The record is from RefSeq and is a predicted model, not a curated record. The transcript has 9 exons. Gene Ontology annotation, cellular component: cytoplasm. Lineage: Eukaryota; Metazoa; Arthropoda; Arachnida; Scorpiones; Buthidae.
CGUCGCCAUAUCGGUCCGAUUUAAAAAAAGAAAACAACAACAAAAAAAAUUUCUCAUCAGCUGAUCGAUAAUCUCGAUCCUGGCGGAUUUUAACGCGAAAUAAAUGGCAUUUAGUCCAUUACAAUAGCAUUUUAGGAAUCGAAAAAUUUACUUUUUUAUACGUAAAAUGGGCGAUGAAGACGACAAAGUACCUCUAUUAAAACAAACAUUCCACGAUUUCGAUAAUAAUUUCGAUCAAUUAGAGAAUAUAUCUUGUUCUGUUGGAAAUUUCUAUACUCAUUGUGAUGAUAGAAAUCAAAAGGGAUCUAAAACUCUAGUUUCGGUCUUUGUUGUUGUUUUUGAUAUUAGAGCAGGUAAUAUUUUAGAAUGGGCUCUACCAAAUGAUUAUAAUCUUUCUGGAAUUGAAUUCAAAGCAAUGACAAGUGGUUCCCACAAAGUACAGACUGAUUUUGUUUAUUUUAAAUGGAAUCAGCUGUAUGGAUUAGCUUGCUUUGAAAAUAUGUCUGUCAAUAUUGCAGAAGAAAGAGGAGCAAGAAUGAAAUCAGUAGGAAUUCUUUCUAUAAGUUAUGCUUCACUCCAUCAACACAAAUCAUUCCUAAAAAACCAAGUCAGAUUUCUUCUUGAGCAUACUGAUUGCUAUGACAACUUGAUAAAUUAUUAUGAAGAGGAAAAGGGAAUUUUGCUACCAAGUUAUAAUGUCAAUAUUUCUAGACCUUUAGUUUCAGUUAUGGAGACAAGACAUCCAGAAGAAUGCUUUUCAGAAUUUGUAAAAUUUUUUGAAGAUAAAAUAUUUGUUCUUUGGAAAUUUGCUCUUCUGAAAAAAAGGAUAUUAUUUUUUUCUUCUCCUCCAAUUGGAAAUGUGUGUCAUAGAGUUUACAGUACCAACUGUCUUGUUGCACAUUCUAUGCAUAGUAUAGAAAAUCCGAUAUCGCAACCUCUUUUUUAUGUUAAUAUUGCUGAUAUUGAAACUUUACAAGAUGAAAUGUUUUAUAUUGCUUGUACAACAGAAAAAAUUUUUGAAUCCAAGACUCAUUUAUAUGAUCUUUACAUUGAUAACCAUAAUUUAAGAGUUUCAAAUCCAACCUUAAAACAGUUAUUGAAUUCAAAUAAUAGUGAUAAAAUUAAAUACAAUGAAUUAUGCAAAAUAAGAACUCUAUAUAAGGCAUCUGUAAAUGAAAAUUGUGAAAAUAAUGGUCAAGAAGUAUGGUUUACUGGAUAUUUCCUCUCAUUGAAUAAUUUAUUAUUUGAUACAUUAAUGGAAGUAUCAAAAACUUCAACAAAACUUUGGACAAGAAAUCACAUGAAACUUGUUGGUUUGCAUCCUGUAUAUGAUUAUGAAUUUUUGUCAGAAUUAAUCAAGAUUUAUGGAAUUGAUAUUCAUUUAUGUAUAGAAAAUCCUUUUUGUCCCUCAUUAUCAUGUUGUCAUUGAAAUUAAUGCAUUUAAAAAAAUACAUAUAUUUUUUAUCUAAAACAGUUAUAAAAGAAUUGUUAUUCUAUUAAAUAAUAAGAAAAAAUUUUAUUAUACAAACAUAUUCAAACAACAACUAUCCCUCAUGUACUGAGUGAAUUGUAAUAAUGACAGUAUUAUAUUAUUUAUGCAAUAUACAGUAGACGCUCAGUUAGCUGACAUCCAUGAGGAUUGGUAGAUGCCAGAUAAAUGUAGUUUCUGGUCACUCGACAGUUGUUAUUAAAAAUAGGCCUAAUAAAUACUAUAUCCCAUACUAAACCAGACCAUGCCAUAAAUUUUGUAUUGACUUGAUAUUAAUAUUGAAAUACAGUAAUUAAAAGCAAAUUUGGGUUGAGUAAGAAGAAAAAAUUUGAAC